UAAAAAUAAGAACCAACGGCCGUAAAGCCUCCGAUCAAAAGAAUAAUUAUAAAAUAAUAAAAAAGGAACUUUCCCAUUUUCUUUUAGUAUUUUUUUAUUUUCAUUUCUGCUGGAAUCUAUAUAAAAACCCCCCGGGUAUCAGCCGCCUCAAUUCUGACCGCUGAACUCUCAAUCUCAGAGUCGUCAUCUCUCUGAGUUCUCCCCUCCGAUCAGCGUCGUCGCGCCACUACAUUUUUACCGGCGAAGCUUUUUCUGGUGAGAGAAUACAGAACGCAGCAGCCAUGUGUGGAAUCCUCGCCGUCCUCGGUUGCAUUGAUAACUCUCAAGCAAAACGUUCCAGAAUUAUUGAGCUCUCCCGAAGGUUACGUCAUAGAGGUCCUGAUUGGAGUGGUUUGCAUUGCUACCAGGACUGUUAUCUUGCCCAUCAGCGUUUGGCCAUCAUAGAUCCUACUUCCGGGGAUCAGCCACUGUACAAUGAAGACAAGACAAUCAUUGUCACGGUUAAUGGAGAGAUUUAUAACCACGAGGAGUUAAGGGACAAGCUGAAGGAUUCUCAUACGUUCCGAACUGGAAGUGACUGUGAAGUCAUUGCACAUCUUUAUGAAGAAUAUGGAGAAGAUUUUGUUGACAUGCUUGAUGGGAUGUUCUCCUUUGUGCUUCUUGAUACCCGUGACAAAAGUUUCAUUGCUGCCCGGGAUGCUAUUGGUAUUACACCCCUUUACAUGGGUUGGGGCCUUGACGGAUCAGUUUGGUUCGCAUCAGAGAUGAAGGCCCUGAGUGAUGAUUGUGAGCGCUUCAUGUCCUUCCUUCCGGGGCAUAUUUAUUCAAGCAAGACGGGAGAUCUAAGAAGAUGGUAUAAUCCAGUAUGGUACUCAGAACAGAUUCCUAGCGCUCCAUAUGAUCCCUUAGUUUUGCGCAAUGCCUUUGAGAAGGCUGUAGAUAAGAGACUUAUGACAGAUGUGCCAUUUGGUGUUCUUUUAUCCGGUGGCCUGGAUUCAUCACUUGUUGCUGCAGUUGCCUCUCGUCAUAUGGCUAAAGUAGAGGGUGCCGCGAAAUGGGGUUCGAAAUUGAAAACCUUUUGUAUUGGCUUAAAGGGUUCUCCAGAUUUAAAAGCUGCCAGAGAAGUAGCUAAAUAUCUUGACACAGAGCACUAUGAGUUUCACUUCACAGUUCAGGAAGGAUUAGACGCACUUGAGGAGGUUAUAUAUCACAUUGAAACUUAUGACGUGACAACUAUUCGAGCCAGUACUCCGAUGUUUCUUAUGUCACGUAAAAUAAAGUCUUUGGGAGUUAAAAUGGUUCUAUCUGGAGAAGGUUCUGAUGAAAUAUUUGGUGGUUAUUUGUACUUCCAUAAGGCGCCUAACAAGGAGGAAUUUCACCAAGAAUUGUGCCGCAAGAUUAAAGCUCUUCAUCUUUAUGACUGUUUGCGAGCAAACAAAUCGACGUCAGCCUGGGGUCUUGAAGCUCGUGUGCCCUUCUUGGAUAAGGAGUUCAUAAAUGUUGCUAUGAGCAUUGAUCCUGGAUGGAAAAUGGUUAGACCUGAUCAGGGAAGAAUAGAGAAGUGGAUUUUGCGUUAUGCAUUUGAUGAUGAGGAGAAACCUUACCUGCCGAAGCACAUCUUGUACAGGCAGAAGGAGCAAUUUAGCGAUGGAGUUGGAUAUAGUUGGAUUGAUGGCUUAAAAGAUCAUGCAAAUGAGCAGGUUACUGAUGCUAUGUUAGCAAAUGCAAAUUUUGUUUAUCCUGAGAAUACGCCAUCCACAAAAGAGGCAUACUACUACAGGACUAUCUUUGAGAAGUUCUUUCCCAAGAGGGAUUUCUCUUGGAUAUUUAUGGACCCAUGCUCUUUGAUCCAUGAGCUCAUUGUGAUUUGCUUUUCCUUUGACUAGAAUGCUGCAAGAUCAACUGUUCCUGGAGGUCCGAGUGUGGCAUGCAGCACCGCAAAAGCAGUUGAAUGGGAUGCUGCUUGGUCAAACAAUCUUGAUCCAUCAGGUAGAGCUGCUCUUGGUGUCCAUGUAGCUUCUUACAAUGAUUCCUCAGAGGGUAAGGUAGCGACGACGUUGGAGACCUCACCUCAAAAACUAGAAGUGGAAAAGACUGCAGUGACUGUUUAAUAUGUGGAUACGUAUGUUCAGUCUGACAACUUCUUCUCAACUAAGCUUCUGUUGUUGUAUUGAGGUCGUAAUUUUAAUCUGGUUGCUGUUCUGUAUUGAAGCUCUUUGUAACUUGCUAAGGAAAAAAUCCCAGAAGAUUAAAACUUUGUUUAGUUCUU
Molecule: messenger RNA, 2269 nt
Organism: Oldenlandia corymbosa var. corymbosa
Lineage: Eukaryota; Viridiplantae; Streptophyta; Magnoliopsida; Gentianales; Rubiaceae
Source: the annotation of a GenBank genome assembly